Messenger RNA from Zychaea mexicana, 624 nucleotides. RefSeq names its product peroxisomal membrane protein 4. Lineage: Eukaryota; Fungi; Mucoromycota; Mucoromycetes; Mucorales; Lichtheimiaceae. Gene Ontology annotation, cellular component: peroxisomal membrane. The transcript has 3 exons. The coding region runs from base 1 to 624 and encodes 207 amino acids. The record is from RefSeq and is a predicted model, not a curated record.
AUGGACGUACUAGAAGCCAUUGCCCUGAAUCCCAAAUACCACGAUGUCCUUACCAUCUUGAAAGGUUUCCGUAAUGGUAUUGUCUAUGGUACUCGAAUCCGGUUCCCACAUGCGCUUGUCAUGGCCUUUUUGUUCAAGUCUGGAACUACAAUGGAUAAGUUCCGGUACGUCUUUAGAGCAACCAAGCAACACGCACAGAACCUGGGUACGUUUGCGACAAUCUACAAGGUGGCCAUGUUUGUGCAGAAAAAGUUGAAUGGAAACAAGCAGGCGGAUAUACACACAUUUGUUGCUGGUCUCUUGGGUGGCUAUUUUGUAUUCGGCGAGAAUAAUGCCAUCAACCAACAGUGGACUAAACGGAAACGUGAUUGGCCCAAGAUUGUCUUGUACAUCUUUGCCCGUGUAGCGAUUGCACUCGUCAAGGUGCCUGUCAAACGACAAGUGAUCGAUGCACCUCAACACACAUACCCUGUCUUUGCAGCAGUAAGCUGGGGCCUGGUCAUGUACCUGUUCCACCGUGACGAAGACACCCUCCAACCCUCGCUUCGUGCAUCCAUGCAAUAUAUCUACCGCGACUCGGAUUCCUGGGAUUCCCUUCGUACUUUAAUAUGGCACAACAAGUAA